CAGUGGUAGCAGUGAUACUAGUGGUAGUGCCCUUGUGUUUCAUUAGCAGUGGUGUCUCCACCAGACUGUUCCUGUAAGUGGCUUUGGCUGUGGUACUGACUUGCUAGCCUGCUUGGUACCUGCCCAUUUUCAGAGCCUAGAUUCUCCAGACCUUCUGUUGAAUCUGUGAGGUUACCCAGUGUUGUUUCUUUUUUGUUUGAAGGAACCCAGGGAGGUUGCUGUUACUUGCAGAAUCCUAACUCAUACCACCUAGUGCCUCAUUUGCAUUAAACUUUAUAUAGUUCUCCCAAACUGACCGCGGUUGUCUCCACCUCUGGGCUUUCUCACAUGCUGUUCUAUCUGGAACACCCUUUACUCCAUUCUUCAUCUGUUGGUCUCUUGAUGGUUCUUCAUGACUCAGCUCUGUUGUCAUGUUACUUUUUCUAUAAAUCUCAAGGUCAGGCUUGCUUCUCAGUGUUCCAGCAGAAUCCUCUGCUUACCUCAUACUGUAUUAUAAUUGUCUCUAUGUUAUGUAUCUUUGCAUAGUCCCUGGCAGUUAAUAAUUACCAUCUAAAUUUUAUUUGUUGAAUGAGUGAGAAACUCUGUUGAAUUAGUGUUAUAUAAAAAUCCAUCUAUUUGCAUAUCUGUUUUCCCGCAUUAAGCUGUGAGUUUUCUAAGAGCAGAGACCAAGUUCUUCUUCAUCUUUAUAAUCUUAAUUUAUAGCUCAGACUCAUAGUACAUGCUGAGGGAAUUCUGAGUGAAUGAACAAGUGAGUGAAUGGCAGGACUGUCUUUUUAGAAUUUCAGGUAAAACCAGAUUCUACGCCAAAGAAAGUAUCUUUUUGACCUUAUGGGUGAAGACGAGGUAUCUACAUAUGCGUCAUAUUGAGUAACUGACAUCCUCAGCUCCUUCUUUGUACCAGGAGUCGGUAGUCUAUUUGGAAAGAUGAUAUAUACACAUAAAAAAAAAACUAGGUUACAAGCCAGUAUUUUAUGUGCCAAUUGAGUGACAUGGACAGAUGCAGCUUAAGUGUCAGGCUAAAUAUAACAUUAUUACUUGAGCCAUUGAAAGUGUGGUACUGUCAUGGAUUGGAUUGUGUCCCCCAAAAAUAUUUGUCAACUUGGCAAGGCCAUGAUUCCCAGUAUUGUGUGGUUGUCUUCCAUUUUGUGAUCUGAUGUAAUUGUCCUACCCAGACCCUUGUCCUGUGUGUUGGAAAUCUGAUAUAAAGGGAGUUUCCCUGUGGUGUGGCCUGCAUUGCCUUUUAUCUUACAAGAAAUUAAAGGAGAGAGAAGCCAGCAGAGAGAGAGGGACCUACUAUCACCAAGAAAGAAUAGCUGGGAGUGGAGCAUGUCCUUUGGACUUGGAGUUGCUGUGCUGAGAAUCUCCUAGACCCAGGGGAAGAUUGAUGCCAAGCCACAUGGAGAUUCCCAAGGAAUGGUGGGCCCAUAGAUGUUGAAAGGAGACAAGGACCUUAGAGAGAGAGAGCCUUCUCCUAGAGCUGGUGCUCUGAGUUUGAACUUCUGUCCUCCUAAACGGUCCAAGACAACUUUGACAAAAUUGAAUUCAACAGGAUGUGUUGGACCCUCUGUGUCAAAAAAAACCUCACAAAGAGCCCCCUGCUUAUUACCGAAGAAGAUGCAUUUAAAGUAUGGGUUAUUUUCAACUUUUUAUCUGAGGACAAGUAUCCAUUAAUUAUUGUGCCGGAAGAGAUUGAAUACCUGCUUAAGAAACUUACAGAAGCUAUGGGAGGAGGUUGGCAGCAAGAACAAUUUGAGGAUUAUAAACUCAACUUUGAUGACAGUAAGGACGGGCUUUCAGCGUGGGAACUAAUUGAACUUAUUGGGAAUGGACACUUUAGCAAAGGCAUGGAUCGGCAGACGGUGUCUAUGGCGAUUAGCGAAGUCUUUAGUGAGCUUAUAUUAGAUGUGUUGAAACAGGGUUACAUGAUGAAAAAAGGCCAUAGACGGAAAAACUGGACCGAACGCUGGUUUGUGCUAAAACCCAACAUAAUCUCUUAUUAUGUGAGUGAGGAUCUGAAGGACAAGAAAGGAGAUAUUCUCUUGGAUGAAAAUUGCUGUGUAGAGUCCUUGCCUGACAAAGAUGGAAAGAAAUGUCUUUUUCUCAUUAAAUGUUUUGAUAAGACCUUUGAAAUCAGUGCCUCGGAUAAGAAGAAGAAACAGGAGUGGAUUCAAGCCAUUCAUUCUACUAUUCAUCUGUUGAAGCUUGGCAGCCCCCCACCACACAAAGAAGCCCGCCAGCGUCGGAAAGAACUCCGGAAGAAGCUGCUGGCUGAGCAGGAGGAGCUGGAGCGACAGAUGAAGGAGCUCCAGGCUGCCAACGAAAACAAGCAGCAGGAGCUGGAGACUGUGAGAAAGAAACUGGAAGAAGCAGCAUCUCGUGCAGCAGAAGAAGAAAAGAAACGCCUUCAGACUCAAGUGGAACUGCAGGCCAGGUUCAGCACAGAACUGGAGCGGGAGAAGCAUAUCAGACAGCAGAUGGAAGAAGAGGUUGCCCAAAAAUCCUCGGAACUGGAACAGUAUUUGCAGCGAGUACGGGAGCUGGAAGACAUGUACCUAAAGCUGCAGGAGGCUCUUGAGGAUGAGAGACAGGCCCGGCAAGAUGAAGAGACUGUGAGGAAGCUUCAGGCCAGGUUGCUGGAAGAAGAGUCUUCCAAAAGGGCUGAACUAGAAAAGUGGCACCUGGAGCAGCAGCAGACCAUUCAGACGACUGAAGCAGAGAAGCAGGAACUGGAGAACCAGCGCAUUAUGAAAGAGCAAGCCCUGCAGGAAGCCAUGAAGCAGCUGGAACAGCUCGAGUUAGAGCGGAAACAAGCACUUGAGCAGUAUGAGGGAGUUAAAAAGAAGCUGGAGAUGGCAACAAGUAAGACCAAGAGCUGGAAGGACAAAGUGGCCCAACAUGAAGGAUUAAUUCGGUUGAUAGAACCAGGUUCAAAAAACCCUCACCUGAUCACUAACUGGGGACCUGCAGCUUUCACCCAGGCAGAACUUGAAGAGAGAGAGAAGAACUGGAAAGAAAAAAAGACCACCGACUAACUGAGCACGGCAGGAGGAGCAUCAGUCGUGUAGAUGCCAAGUGUAGCUGGAAAGCUUUAUGCUAAACGCAAAAAAAGAAAUGGCUUUGCUGCUUUUAGCUUUUCUUCCUUCAGUGCCUCCAACUGGGUGAAUAUACUAAGGAAGCCUUCUUAUUUAUCUUCUUGCAAAAAGGACCUUAUGGGGGGGGCGAGGGAGUCAAUAUUGUCAAGCUCUUUACUCUUUCUUUGAAAACUCAGCUUCUGAAAAUUACCUUUCAGUCAGCUCUCACCGAUUCUUUUUGGAAUGAGGCAGCAUGGGAGCCCCACAGCCCACUCCCAUUCUGUGCUCUGUGGAGGGGCUGGGGGAUAAGUUCUCCAUAUCGCUGACUAAUGGGAACCUCUUUAGACGGGAUGUCAGUUAUUUCCUUUGGCAGCAUGUUUCCUUCUCCAAAUGUGUGUUUUUAAACUGGAGUGUCUGCCAUUCCAUGCCAUUUGCCGGACUGCUGUUGGCAUUGGUGCUCUGGAAGAGAAGUCACGGAGUCACUACCAUUUCCUGGCUUCCCUUCUGGGAUGUGAUCUGGUUAGUGAAGGUUUUCUAGCUCUUACGACAUUUCUUUUGUAAGCCAUCAUACAUGUAGCGGGUAUCAUUUCCAUCUCCUUUCCUUUCACCUCAAAGAAAAACGUCCAUUUGGCUCAUACUUUCAACCUAAUUCUCUCUCUUUAGUGUGAGAGGCAUGUACCGUCGUUGCCUAAGUACAUGCUGGUAGUGAGAGGAUUAUGUUGAGUAGUUGUUGUCAGCUAGUUAGUGGCCUAUCAUCAUAUUAGCCAAGUUAUGAUGUUAGCUUUUGUUAGGUGGGCAGCUUUUCUGCUUUUUCUAUCUUCUAUGGGUGGUGGUGGAGGAAAUAGCUAGUAAAAACAAGUUUAACAGGGAGUUUGGGACAGGGCUUCGAACUGGUUCAUUCUGGGAUGAACAAGUUCAGAGCCGUGGUAUGUGAUCAUAGUUUCUACGCAUCUGACUUGAAAGGCAUCUUGGGGGAGGUUUUUCUGGUCUGUCUUGGGAUUGAAAAUAAUUUUUAUGAAAUCAAGCCUUCCAACAGUGAUUAUAAUUUAUAAACAGCAGUAACUGCAUGGGUUCUGAUGCAGUGAUGCUUAAAAUUGUAAAUAAAUAUGGUGAUGAUUCAGUUGUUGCAAAAAGGAAAGAAUUCAGUGGGAGGGUUGACGUCCCUCUCUCUCUACAAGUAUCAAAUGAGGACAGAAGAACCUCCUGCGUUCUUACUGUAAUGCUUGCAGUGAUCUCAAGAAGAUGUACACAUCUAGAAUAAUACUGUUUUGGAAAUUUCAGUGUAUGUAUUUAUUUACAAGAGAGGAAGUUACAACGUAAUACCAUAAAUUAUCACCUUUUAUGAUGGGAAAAUAUUUGCCAAUGAAAUGACCUUUAGGAAUUUGUCUUAAGGUUUUUGGCUUUUUAAUAAAAAUGUAAUUUUUAUUUAAUGAUCUCUUAGAGGUACCUUUAUAAAAUGUAGGUUAUUAUUACCUGAAAUGUCUUUGUAUCAUGUGCCUUGGAAAUUUCUCAGCUAAUUUAGAGGUUAGCCACUUAGCAGCAUUAUCCUUUUAUUCAGUAGCUGUCAGUAGACCAGUGAGACCUUGAUGAGGAAUGGAACCCUCCCUGUGUUGGUUAUGCAUCACAGCGGGGACUCCAGUAUCCCUCAUAAAGAAUGAGGAGAGGAUACUUUACAAAGAUGGAGCUGAAACAGUGUGGGCUGGGGAGCCCAAGCACUGGUGUCUGGGGGAAGAGUGGUGUCUGGGGGAACAGCCAUGGUGGGAUAUGUGUAUUUCUUCUUGUGGGAAGUGGUAUAGUAGGCCAUGCGCCUUUGCAGAUUCCCCUCCUUAAACCUGGCAUGUCCUACAGCUACAUCUGAAAACAGGAGCUGGGCUUAGCUGUUCCACCCUCGGCUCCACGGACCACUCUGCCUGGGCUGGGGCUGCCAGCCUGAGGACGACCUGCUUUCCAGCCACAUUUGGACCUUGACCAAGUACAUACAAUAUAUGGAUGUGGUUGUGUAGAAGAUUUCUGUGUAAUGCAGAGCAUUACCAAUUUAUAUCCUGGCUUCAGUAGCACAAACUCAAGGAGGCAAAAAUCCUUUCAAACAAUGUUCUGGUUCGGAUAGAUACUUACCAUCAAAGACAGCACAGACAUCCGAUUUGGAAUGAUGUUUUGAUACUAACUGAAUUCUCCUAAUGUUUGAAAUAGUUUCAGCUGGUAUCAGCUGUCAAAAUGCUGACAGAGCCCUCGGUUUUGCUUUUGUAAUUACUGUACAGGAAUGUGUGAACAUCCUAAUCGGGCUUUUUCCUUCAUAAGUAGGGAUAUGAUCAUUUAUAGGAAUUAUACAUAAAAAAAAGUUGGAAAUGUAUUUUUGUGAUGUGCUGUGUUGAAAAGAAACAAUGUAUUUAUAAGCUUCAAACCUACUUAUCUAAACAUUGUACAAUGUAAUAUGCUCAACUUUAAUUUUUUGCUAAUUUUUCUAAGACAUAUUAAAAAUGUUUUGUAUUUUUUUUUUUUUUUAAGUAAAACGCACCUAGUAAGAAAAUAAAAAAUACCAGAACAACAUACAUUUUAAACUGUCUGGUUUAAUAAAGCAACGAGGUAAA
Molecule: messenger RNA, 5659 nt
Organism: Loxodonta africana (African savanna elephant)
Lineage: Eukaryota; Metazoa; Chordata; Mammalia; Proboscidea; Elephantidae
Gene: SWAP70
Product: switching B cell complex subunit SWAP70
Exons: 11
Coding region: 1551-3032 (493 amino acids)
Cellular component (GO): cytoplasm; nucleus
Source: RefSeq, a predicted model, not a curated record